AUGACAAGACCCCAGAUAAUCCGAGCUGAUACCUUGGAUCUCCAAGAUCACGAUGCGCCCUCUGCACAAGAUCACUCUAAACAACCCGAACACCCAGAGCCUCUUGGGAGCGGCCGGCCUGCACCCCAUCAAGAGCUCGCCAUCCGUCAAGCGGAUCAAGAUUCGAAGUCGGAAAUAAAGGGUGGACCCGACAAGAACAAUGAAUACCGCAAUGGAAAGGACAUAUAUCGCGAGCCCGAUGACGAUGAAGAUGAGGACGGAGACCACUACGACCACGAAGACGGUGAUCUGGCAGACGGCGAAAGUGAUGAUCUGAUGGACGACGAUUUGAUGGACAAAAUAUCCAGCUCUCCCAGUAUUGAUGAUGAGGAUAUCGAUUUCGAAUUCGUUUAUGCGCUUCACAACUUCGUCGCUACUGUCGAUGGGCAAGCAAAUGCUGCCAAGGGCGAUACUAUGGUUCUUCUUGAUGAUAGCAACAGCUAUUGGUGGCUGGUUCGCGUGGUGAAGGAUGGGAGCAUCGGAUACCUCCCCGCGGAGCACAUCGAAACGCCAACCGAAAGACUGGCCAGAUUGAAUAAACACAGAAACGUGGAUCUUUCUGCGACCAUGUUGGGCGAUAACAACGAGAAGUCGAAGAAUCCUUUGAAGAAGGCCAUGCGCCGCCGGAACGCAAAGAACGUCAAUUUCGCACCUCCUACAUACAUUGAAGCAUCGGACGUCGAAUAUUCCAGCGACGAAGACUCCGAACAUGGCGACUUUUUCAACGACGAUGAGACCCUCGACGGAGAAGAGGAAGAUGCGCAAGAUCAGAGCGAAGAUAUUGUCGUCGAACCACUCCGCCCCAAGGGACAGAAAGAGAAGACAGCAGAACAUACCGAUAUCCAGGGUUCGCAAGACAGAUCUGAAUCACAGCGUUCAAUCUCUGACCGACGCCCAUCAAGUGAAGAAUUCUUUGAAUCGGAAGAACCCACUGUCAGUAGAUCCAGAAAUGGCACUGUACGAAACACCGACUCGUUCUUCAAAGACGACACAGCCGAGCCCAAGAAGAUUUCUCUCACCCCCAACUUGCUGCGUGAUGAAUCCGGCGGCGGCGGUGGUGGCUUGGCCGAGUGGAAAGAGCCUCGUGGAAGUUUCGAGUCCAUUGAAAAGGGAUCCAACUCACAGGACAAAAUCAAGGAGGACAAGAAGCGAAAGGAUAAGAAACCUGGAAUGCUCAGCGGACUAUUCAAGCGGAAAAAGAGCAAAGAUGAAGUCGACGAGGGAGAGAAAUCUCCGGCAGACGCGUGCACAUCGCCCCAACCAAAGACCUCGAUGGAGUCCAUUUCAUCAAAGUCCUUGUCACCUGAACAACGACCCAUCAAACAUCAACCUCAAUCCCAGAAGGACACGAACAAAAAGCUACAGAAGCAGCAUCCAGGGAUCAUGAAGGUUGACACGGAGCUGGACCCUGCAAUGGCCGAAUAUUCCAAGCAUGAGACCAAACAGAGUGGCGACAAGACCAUCCGAAAGGUGACCUCGCAGGAAGAGGAAGCCUUCGAGUGCGACAUUGUACUGUCAUCUCCUGUCAGCCAACACAGUCUUUCUAGGGAUCCCUUUGCCACUCCUGUUGAAUCCAAGAACGCCUUGGCUUCGCCUGUUGAACGCACAUCUAGUGAAGUGCAAUGGAGAGGUCCUAGUGAAUCUUCUCGCGCAACCGAAUCAUCCUCUCUCACAUCGCCACCUCAGAAGUUCACUCCUAAGUUUGCAUCUAGAGAUCAUGGGACCGAGUCGCCCGUCAAUAUUUCUCCUGUGGAGGGAUACAUCCCUGUUGGCGCCCCAGGCUUGACCCUAGACGCCUCACCGCAAGGAGUGCGGUCUCUUUCACCGCCAUCACCCCCGUCCUCGCCCGGAGUUGAUACCAAUUACCACAAGGGUAGCACCGCUACUCCUGGAUCUAUGGACACUCUUUCCGUGGAUACACCUACCUGGAGCGACUCCAGUCUACGAUCAUACAUGGACGAAGAAAACGACAUUCGCGACUUGUUUAUCAUUGUCCAUGACAAAUCAAAUGUUCCUCCUGCUGGUCCCGACCACCCCAUUACUGGUCGACUCUUCAAGGAGGAAAGCAAGCGACUUAAGGAAAUGAACAACCAGCUUGAUGAGAUGCUUGUGAACUGGAUGUCACAACGCACCAGUAGCUCUGCCUCAGCGCGAAACAUGCAGAACCCAACCUAG
Molecule: messenger RNA, 2214 nt
Organism: Penicillium arizonense
Lineage: Eukaryota; Fungi; Ascomycota; Eurotiomycetes; Eurotiales; Aspergillaceae
Product: SH3 domain-containing protein
Exons: 7
Coding region: 1-2214 (737 amino acids)
Biological process (GO): establishment or maintenance of actin cytoskeleton polarity
Cellular component (GO): cell tip; microtubule cytoskeleton
Molecular function (GO): protein binding
Source: RefSeq, a predicted model, not a curated record